AUGUUAUAUUAUUUUGUUGGUGAAAACUGAAAAGAGCUUGUUGUGUUGUGGUUGUGCCACUCCCUCUCUUCAAAAGAUAUGUUGGAUUUUGGAGAGGAGCUGAGCUUAGAGAGUUCUAGGAUCCCAUGCCUCAUUUGGAUUCAGCUCAUUGUUUUCUUCCUUCUCCUUGCUCUCUUCUUUCUCCUUUCUUUUGAUGAUUCUUCCACCGCUUCUCCUUCUUCUGCAUCUGCAUCUCCAUCUGCUGCCACCAGUCUUCUUCGUCAAAAAUCACUAGUCAACGGCAACAACCACCACCACCAUGUUUCUACCUCCACCGCUCUCACCAACCGUCUUCAGCAUACACGGGGGGCAGAGAACUUAAGUAUAAAAGGUGAGAUAGAAACAAGCUCAAGCACAAGGACAGUGAGAGAAGAGAUUGCAGAAAGAGAGGGUUCACCAUUGUAUUUCCUUCACCCUUGUCAUUAUUUCAAAUUAGCUAGAGUAGCAUUUCUCAAAUGUCUUGGAUUGGAUUCUACUGAAUCUGAUAGUCCUCCAAUCCGAAGGCCUAGGAAAAGAAAAGAGAGUUAGUUUGAUUAUCAACAUUGUAUAUGUUCCUUGUCAUUUAUCAUGAUAAGAAAGUUCCAUUAUUAUUCAUUUUUUUUUUA
Messenger RNA from Arachis duranensis, 644 nucleotides. RefSeq lists its product as uncharacterized. The record is from RefSeq and is a predicted model, not a curated record. Bases 79 to 567 code for a protein of 162 amino acids. Lineage: Eukaryota; Viridiplantae; Streptophyta; Magnoliopsida; Fabales; Fabaceae. The transcript has 2 exons.